GUUGAUAUAAUAUUAAAUAAUAUAGUGUCAUCUAAGUCAGUCAUAAGAUAGGCAUUACUUUUUGCUAAUCCAUAACCAUGAAACUAAUGUUAUUCUUUUUUGUCGCUUUAACCGUAGUGGCAUCUCAAGCAGAAGAAUUUAACGUUUUCGAGAAAUAUGUAGAAUUUGUACCACAAUGUAAUUCUACUCUAUCUAAUCAGGCUUUUAAAGAUUUUAUGACUAAAAAAAAUGCGAAUUUGGGUCUAGAAGAACUAGGAAACUUUUUAUUUUGCAUGAAUACGAAAUUUCUCACUCAGAAUGAAAACGGAGACGUUAAUGUUCAACAAUUCAACAAAAUUGUUGGUACGCUAGUACCUCAAAAUAAAUUAGAACACUUAACAACAGUGUGUGCUCGUAGACCAGAAGGCCAUACAGCAACUCAAACAGCGCUGUUUUUGUUAAAAUGUCUUCAAAAGGAGGGAAUGGAUUUCUCACCCAUAAUGAAUCUAUACGAAUAACUUGAAUAUAAUCUUAUAAUAAAUGGUUAUUAUGUGUUA
Messenger RNA from Diabrotica virgifera virgifera (western corn rootworm), 536 nucleotides. RefSeq lists its product as uncharacterized. Lineage: Eukaryota; Metazoa; Arthropoda; Insecta; Coleoptera; Chrysomelidae. Gene Ontology annotation, molecular function: odorant binding. The record is from RefSeq and is a predicted model, not a curated record. The coding region runs from base 78 to 497 and encodes 139 amino acids. The transcript is spliced from 2 exons.